CGCGCUGUUGACGGGGUACUUGAGCUGCAGGUUUGCGAUCUCUCAUCACGGACCUUGUCUUGUCUGCCAGAGAAAGUCAACAACAAAUGAGUCGUUGAGGGAAGACUAAAACAGUGAGGAAGAGGAUGGUGAGCAGCCAACCGAAGUAUGAGCUGAUCCAGGAGGUAGGGCGUGGCAGCUACGGCGUGGUGUACGAGGCGCUGGUGAAACGCACCGGGGCCCGGAUGGCCGUGAAGAAGAUCCGCUGCCACAGCCCAGAGAAUGUAGAGCUGGCCCUCAGGGAAUUCUGGGCCCUGAGCAGUAUCCAGAGCCAGCACCCCAACGUCAUCCACCUGGAGGAGUGUGUCCUGCAGAGAGAUGACCUGGCUCAGAGGAUGAGCCACGGGUCCAGCUCCCCACUCUACCUAGAGCUGGUGGAGACAUCUCUGAAGGGAGAGAUAACCUUCGACCCGUGCUGUGCCUACUAUCUGUGGUUCGUCAUGGACUUCUGUGACGGAGGAGAUAUGAACGCUUACUUGCUGUCCCGUAAACCCAGCCGCAAGACCAACACCAGCUUCAUGCUGCAGUUAGGAAGUGCCCUGGCCUUCCUGCACCGAAACCAGAUCAUCCACCGAGAUCUGAAGCCUGACAACAUCCUCAUCUCCCAGGGAAGGACCUUUGCGGGAACCCCCGAGCCCACACUGAAGGUGGCAGACUUCGGGCUGUCAAAGGUCUGCUCCACGUCGGGCCUCAACCCUGAGGAACCAGCCUCCGUCAACAAGUGUUUCCUCUCCACAGCAUGCGGCACGGACUUCUACAUGGCUCCAGAGGUGUGGGAGGGCCACUACACGGCUAAAGCAGACAUCUUUGCCCUGGGUAUCAUCAUCUGGGCCAUGGUGGAGCGGAUCACGUUCGUUGACGUGGAGACCCAGAAGGAGCUCCUGGGAAGCUACGUGCAGCAGGGGGAGGAGAUCGUGCCCCUCGGGGAGGCGCUCCUGGAGAACCCCAAGAUGGAGCUGCUGAUCCCGGCCAGGAUGAAGAGCAUGAACGCAGGCAUGAAACAGCUGAUCCGGGAGAUGCUCUCGUUCAACCCUCAGGAGAGACCUGACGCCUUUGAACUGGAGCUCCGACUGGUCAGGAUCGCCUGCAGAGAGCUCGACUGGGACACGUGAUAAUUGAUGUGGAUAGGAGGAGAGCAGACCAUGGGACUUGUAGUCACAACAUCAAGCACUUGUAUCUAGUCCUAAUUCACCACUGUUAGCUCUGGUGGUCGAGGCCACACAAUGGGAUUAUUUUUUUUUUUUUUUAAGGGAACAAUUCUAACGUUGCAAAGAUUUUGGCUUUGCAGUUGGAUAUUGGUUUAGAUGUAGGACUACUGGUAAACCUAACUCAACGGGUUGAUAGCCAGGCUGUAAAAAUGUUUGUUUUGAAUGUUAACAGAGCAAGGCUGUCCAUAAGCACAUUCAGCUGUUUGUCUCUCAGAAAGAGAGGUGUUGCUAGCCACCCCAGUGGUUUAGGCUAACCUGUUAACUUUAACUCUAACUCUCUUUAGUUGUUUGCCUACAAAUUUCACCCCAGUCUCGGUGCUAAUAAUCGUACUUCGGAUGCAAUUUAUGAAACAGGGAGACCGCAUCCCGUGUAGAUAUGAUGCAAUUCAAUUCCAAUUUAGACACGCCUCAGUGAUCGUAAACUGUGCACGGCUGGUUUUACCAGUAUUCUGUGACCACACUCUGCUCCUCCCCAUCAACACACACUUCCCACUGCUCAGGUAAAAUCAAAGAUAUACUGUUGGUUGGGAUUUGUAGACAACCAGCUGUUUGAAGAGACAUAUCACACAGGACAGUAUUCUGAGCUGGCCCUGAGCCAACUAUGGGAUCAGGCUAAGUCUUGGUAUGCCAGCCCAGCCCAGACAAAACCUAGUAUAACCUCCAGCCCAGACAUAACCUAGCAUAACCUCCAGCCCAGACAUAACCUAGCAUAACCUCCAGCCCAGACAUAACCUAGCAUAACCUCCAGCCCAGACAUAACCUAGCAUAACCUCCAGCCCAGACAUAACCUAGCAUAACCUCCAGCCCAGACAUAACCUAGCAUAACCUCCAGCCCAGACAUAACCUAGCAUAACCUCCAGCCCAGACAUAACCUAGCAUAACCUCCAGCCCAGACAUAACCUAGCAUAACCUCCAGCCCAGACAUAACCUAGCAUAACCUCCAGCCCAGACAUAAUCUAGCAUAACCUCCAGCCCAGACAUAACCUAGCAUAACCUCCAGCCCAGACAUAAUCUAGCAUAACCUCCAGCCCAGACAUAACCUAGCAUAACCUCAGUCAGCCAGUGUCAUAAUUGUCCUGGAAUGUGUCAUGAUUGCCCCAUAAUGAAAAUAAUUGAGGAAUGGAGUGUUUGGAAUGUAAUUAACUUGAGUCACCAUAAUUUUAAAGUCCAGAGAUAGCAAGCUGCUUAUUCAAAACGCAUAAAGGAAUGUGUUGUUGCCCCAAACUAACAUUGAUGUAUUUAACUGAAGAGCCAAUGUUCUGCUUGUAUUAUUAAAAUAUAGUGCUUUUAAUUUAGACUUGAAUUCUCACAACUGAAGGCCAGUGGAGUUCCAAAUGAAACCUGUGUGAACGGAAUGGUUAGGGGCAUGACUUCACUGACAAUCACUUGAUGAAAAAAUGCACUUUUAUUUAGUUAUUUUCCUUUUCAUAACUUACCAUGCUAUUAUCUAUCACCUUGAGACAGUGUUUGCUUGGGGCCUGGGAAGAUAUUGUCAAACGGCAAACAAGAAGUCUCUUACACACACACACACACACACACCGGUGUAUUGUCAGCACACAGAACGUCUACUUAAGCAUGCAAUGCCUCUCCCCUUCAGAGAGGAGAUGGAGGCAGCACAGCACACAGUUCUCCCUGAGCCCAGAGGAUCUAUUUAAAAAAUACAAUUUUGUGUUUUAACCUGAUCUCCUCUCACUGUCAAUUUUCACCUCGGUUUCCCCAGAACAGACACACACCUCUGUUUCCCCUGGGUCCUGCUGGACUUAACGGUAAUCCCUUUCUCCACGUUUCCUUCCGACAGACUCCUACUAAGCCUAUUACGUUUGGUGUAGGUGGCAGAGGUAAAGGAAGGCACUCUCUGGGGACCCAGGCCUAUUGCCUUGCAGGUCAUAAUUUGUGCGCUUCUAACAGUUGUGAAAAUGAAAACGUUAUCAAUAUCUGAAAAAAUGUGGUUUUAGUGUCAUUCAAACAGUGGCAUAAGUUUAAAAAAAUAUUUCAUACGAGCAGACUGUCGCCAACAUUAACCUGCAUUAUUGCCUUUUUUAAGUGUCUUCCAUUGCCAAAAUCCUCUUGUCUUUCAUGAUAUUAACAUACUUUAUGCCUUAUUUUAAUAUCUCCACACACUAGCACCUAGCACUACAUUGUGUGAUUGUUGUGGUGGCCAGGCACAUUUUGUUCAGUUUUGGCUAUUGGGUUUUUAUCUCUGCUAUUUUACCCCUUCAAUAUUAGCACUAAUUGCCCCUUUUAAUAAAAUGUCUAAAGCACAAUCAGCAGUUGCUAUAUUUAACACAAAUAUUAACUUAACAAUUUCAACGAUUUUACUGAGACAGUUCAUAAAAGAGAAUCCAGUCAAUUAAAAUACAUUGAUUAGGCCCUAGUUUAUGAAUUUCACAUGACUGAGCAGGGGUGCAGCCUUAGGCUUGGGAGCCAGGCCGAACCAAUCAGAAUGAGUUUUUGCCCCACAAAAGGGCAUUAUUACAGACAGAAAUCCUUCUCAGUUUCAUCAGCUGGUGGGCUGUCUCAGAUGAUCCCGCAGGUGAAGAAGCCAGACGUAGAGGUUCUGGGCUGGCGUGGUUACACGUGGUCUGCGGUUGUGAGGUCGGUUGGAGGUACUGCCAAAUGAUCUAAAAUGACGUUGGAGGCGGCUUAUGGUAGAAAAAUUUACAUUAAAUUCUUUGGCAACAGCUUUGGUGGCAUUCCUGCAGUCAGCAUGUCAAUUGCACACUCCCUCAAAAUUGAGACAACUGUGGCACUGUGUUGUGACGAAACCACAUUUUAGUGGCCUUUUAUUGUCCCCAGCACAAGGUGCAUCUGUGUAAUGACCAUGCUGUUUAAUCAACUUCUUGAUAUGCCACACCUGUUGGGUGGAUCGAUUAUUUUGGCAAAGGAGAAAUGCUCACUAACAGGGAUGUGCACACAAUUUGAGAGAAAUAAGGUUUUUGUGCAUAUGGAAUAUUUCUGGGAUAUUUUUUCUGGUCAUAAAACAUGGGACCAACACUUUACAUGCUGCGUUUUAUAUUUUUGUUCAGUAUACAUCCAUUUUUGGACUUUUAAUGAUAUGUACUCAUUGAUUCAUGAAUAUUCACUGUGUACAAAACAACAGGAACACCUUCCUAAUAUUGAGUUGCAUCCCCUUUUGCUCUCAGAACAGCCUCAAUUCAUCUGGGCAUGGACUCUACAAGGUGUCGAAAGCAUUCCACAGGGAUGCUGGCCAAUGUUGUCUCCAAUGGUUCCCACAGUUGUGUCAAGUUGGCUGGGUGUGUCCUUUUGGGUGUGAAAAACCCAGCCAGCAUUGCAGUUCUUGACACUCAAACUGGUGCGCCCUCCACAUACAACCAUACCCCGCUCAAAGGCACUUAAAUAUUUUGUCGUGCCCAUUCACCCUCUGAGUGGCACACAUAAACCAGUGGAGGCUGCUGAGGGGAGGACGGCUCAUAAUAUCUGGAAAGGAGCGAACGGAAUGGCUUCAAACACAUGGAACCCAAGUGUUUGAUGUAUUUGAUACUAUUCCACUCCAGCCAUGAUCAUGAUGCUGUCCUCCCCAAUUAAGGGAUGAACCUCCUGUGAUAUUCUCAAUUGUCUUAAAUCCUUCUUUAACCUGUCUCCCCUUCAUCUACACUGAUUGAAAUGGAUUUAACAAGUGACAUCAAUAACAAAUGAUAGCUUUCACCUGGUCAGUCUGUCGUGGAAAGAGCAGAUGUUCCUAAUGUUUUGUACACCUUGUGUAUAUGAGCUACUACAGAGGCUGAAGGAGGAGUUUAUGGACAUGUGACUGUGAAUUAUUACGAGCGCCUUGACAUUGUUUGAGUUGUAUGUUUGCUGUGAUGGUUGAUCCUUUUUCAACAGUUACUUCAGCUUCCCAUAUGUUCUGUCAUUGAUACAGAAGUGGUUUUAGAGUUUGAUACUGUGUUGGUGUGCUAGUGGUGAUAAUUAUGUAUUCAUUGGCCCAACUUUGGUUGGUCAUUGAUGUGUUUGUGUGUGUAUUGAUUGUGUACACAUACAACUGGGGUCACCUACUCAAAAACGUCUUUGCUGCUUCUGAUGAACUUGAUAAGGAGAUAAAAAAUAGCUUGUUGCCUGAAAUAUAAUCCUAUCAGACUCAGAUGUGUCACCUUUGGUGAAAUCUGCAUCCAAAAUGGCAACCUAUUGCCCAUAUAAUGCACUACUUUGGACCAGAGGCCCUGGUCCAAAGUAGUGAUGUGAUAUAUAUAUAUAUAUAUGGUGCCAUUGGGAACACAAAUCGUAAGUGCCCUAUUCAGAACAGGACCCAUUGCAACGACAAACCUCAUCAGUUGAAGAUAAACACCAAGCAUCAUCAGUGUACAUUAUAACCAGGUGUAUGAGGGGCUCAAACUUUUCUAUGACCAAUAUUUCCUUUGUAUGUCGUAAGAUAUUUUGAAGAGAUUCAGUGAAAUGUAUCAAUAAAUGCUGUAAAAUGUCA
Messenger RNA from Oncorhynchus kisutch (coho salmon), 5685 nucleotides. RefSeq names its product serine/threonine-protein kinase pdik1l. Gene Ontology annotation, cellular component: cytoplasm; nucleus. The transcript is spliced from 3 exons. The coding region runs from base 126 to 1151 and encodes 341 amino acids. Gene Ontology annotation, biological process: protein phosphorylation; negative regulation of G2/MI transition of meiotic cell cycle. The record is from RefSeq and is a predicted model, not a curated record. NCBI's taxonomy places the organism in Eukaryota, Metazoa, Chordata, Actinopteri, Salmoniformes, Salmonidae. Gene Ontology annotation, molecular function: protein kinase activity; ATP binding.